AUGCAUCGAAAUGGAUUCGCCCUUCCAAGGGCAGUCAACAACAACGGCAACCACAACAAUGGUCAUAACAUCAACUUCAACUAUAACUUGAAUAAUAACAACAACCAUCGACUACAACCCCAAAAUGGAUACCACUUUCUCAACCCCCCUCAACAACUUUACCAACACCAAAAUCAUCAGCAACAUGGGCAGCAUCAGCAGCCACAGCAGCAGCAUCAGCCCCAUCAGCACCAACAUCAUCACAACCACCGACGACGGACCGUCUCAUCGGGAGAGGCUGAAAACGGCCAUACCCAAAGAUGUAUUGGAAAUGGCAACAAACUAAUCAACAAAGACAUAAAGGGUGACCUUCUCAAAAAGAAGACCGUUGAAAAGGCCAACUUGACUCUCAACCAAUACCGAAAGUCUGGAAAGUUUUGUGAUUUUGAAUUACACGUUGGCGAGAAAGUAUUCAAGGUGCACAAAGUGGUGCUCGCCGCGUCAAGUGGCUACUUUGAUGUGAUGUUCAACAACAAGGAAAACUUUAUUGAAAAUGAGGAAAAUAAGAUCAAUUUAAGCGAAGACGUCGAUCCUCAAACCUGCGAGACUCUUUUAACCUACAUCUACACUGGUGAAAUCACUGUCAAUGCAAAUAAUGUUCAGGACAUUGCCCGCAUCUCAAACAUGUUUGAACUCAUGGAGCUAGUCGAACACUGCUCCACCUUUUUGGAAAAAAGCAUUUCCAAGAACAACUGCAUUGGCAUUCUCCGGUUUGCCGACUUUUACGGUUUUCCACAGCUGUACUACACAACAAAGAGAUACGUGGANCUGGAAAAAAGCAUUUCCAAGAACAACUGCAUUGGCAUUCUCCGGUUUGCCGACUUUUACGGUUUUCCACAGCUGUACUACACAACAAAGAGAUACGUGGAGUAUCACUUUGCCGAAGUCUCCAGUGAAGAGGAGUUUCUCGAGCUGACGCCAAAGCUUCUUAAACAGUUCCUUCGCAGUGAAAGUCUGAGCAUCGACCACGAGACUCAAGUGCUGAUCGGCACACUGGACUGGAUCAUGAAGGACCAGAACGACCGUUUGCAGUACCUUGAGGAAUUCAUCAAUCUCAUUCGCAUGCCCUUGAUCUCGCCUGUUCAGCUGAAGAAGUGCAUCGCCAAGUACACCCUGCCAGCCAUUGCUGACGCGCUUGCUCCGUAUCUCAAGUCUCAGUCUUCCGGCGCCAAACUACCACCACCAGCGCCGAGUAGUCAUGAGCCUAUGGAGGAGAAGGACCUCAGCUACAGUCUAAUUCGCCAUCAGGCGCGAAUGUGCUCCCGACGGCGGGUCUACAUUAUCGGCGGUCUGAAGCACGUCAGCAAUGACCGGCAGAUGUCUAACACUCUGAACACCAUGGUGAAGCUGGACCUGCACACCGGCACCUGGGACGCCAGUGCGUCCUUUGGCUAUCAGCGCAGCUCGCACUGCGUCGUCAACUUCCAGGGAAAGAUCUUUCUCAUUGGCGGCGAGUGCGACUCGCUGAUUCUCGACACGGUGCAGGUCUUUGAUCCAGACACGGCCACUGGCGAGGCCACUUGGAAGGAAGUGGCCAGACUGACCACUCCUCGGUCCGCCUUUGGCGCCUGCGUCUACAAGAACAACAUCCUCGUCUUUGGGGGGAAGGGCCACUGCUCCGGACAUACCAUUGAGCGGUACGAUCCCGACACCGAGGAGUGGGAGAUCUGCGGAACGAUGCCGCAGUCCCUGCAGGGCAUGCAGGUGGUCGAGUACGACGGACUGAUCUACAUCAUUGGCGGGCGGUCGCCGGCACAGGGCUACAACUCGCUGAACACACUCCUCUGCUACAGCCCAGAGACGGGCGAGUUCAAGGAGCUGGCGCCCAUGAACAGUGCCCGCUCUGACUUUGGCU
Messenger RNA from Rhagoletis zephyria (snowberry fruit fly), 1894 nucleotides. The record is from RefSeq and is a predicted model, not a curated record. Lineage: Eukaryota; Metazoa; Arthropoda; Insecta; Diptera; Tephritidae.